This is a messenger RNA of Gadus macrocephalus (Pacific cod), 5870 nucleotides long. RefSeq names its product thyrotropin-releasing hormone-degrading ectoenzyme-like. Gene Ontology annotation, biological process: proteolysis; peptide catabolic process. Gene Ontology annotation, cellular component: cytoplasm. The record is from RefSeq and is a predicted model, not a curated record. The transcript has 20 exons. The coding region runs from base 1441 to 4419 and encodes 992 amino acids. Gene Ontology annotation, molecular function: metalloaminopeptidase activity; zinc ion binding; peptide binding. Lineage: Eukaryota; Metazoa; Chordata; Actinopteri; Gadiformes; Gadidae.
GAGAGAGAGAGAGAGAGAGAGAGAGAGAGAGAGAGAGAGAGAGAGAGAGAGAGAGAGAGAGAGAGAGAGAGAAAGAGAGAGAGCGAGAGCGAGAGAGAGAGAGAGAGAGAGAGAGAGAGAGAGAGAGAGAGAGAGAGAGAGAGAGAGAGAGAGAGAGAGAGAGAGAGAGAGAAUAUGUACAUGAUAUAUACCUUCUCUAGCUCGCGGAACUCAGCUGUUAGUCUCAAGAUGCGCGCGCCUUUAAGCGGGAGCUCCUCGUGCGCCGGAGAGCAGAUGAAGUCCCGCGCUUUGAGCAGCAGAAGCAGCUCGUGACCGAUCAGUUCAUCGGAGACCUUAACGGAACCGAGACCUGAACUAAAGACCGGGGGACAGGGAGGACUACAGACUGGGAGGACUAAAGACCAGGAGCACUUCAGACCGGGAGACCGGCAGGACUACAGACCGGCAGCACUAUAGACCGGGAGACCGUACAGAUCGGGAGGACUACAGACGGGAGGACUACAGACCGUCGGGGUUAACGGGAGUGGGAGAGGGGCACUGAAAUCCGGUGUCAGAUAUAAGAGUUGGAACCGAAAGUACAUUUUAUCCAUCGAUCUAGAGAUCUAUCGAUUUAGACAUUUAUCUAUCUAGAGAUCUAUCGAUAUAUUCAUUUUUCAGCCAUCGAUCUAUCUAUCUAUAUAUCUAUAUAUAUAUAUAUAUAUAUAUAUAUAUAUAUAUAUAUAUAUAUAUAUAUAUAUAUCUGGGGAUCUAUCUUGAUAUCGAGUCAUAGAGAGGAAGGUCUCGCGCUGGGAUGACGAGAUCUGACGAACGGAUCGAAGCGCGCGCUGUUCAGGGUUCCCGCGGUAUGAUCCUGUGAAGUGUAACACGUGUGGCCACUCACCCCUUCAUAGGGACAUGAUGACCUAACCCUAACAGAGAUCGGACCAGGACCACAGAGAUUGGAGCAGGACCACAGAGAUUGGAGCAGGACCACAAAGAUAGGACCAGGUCCACAGUGAUAGGACCAGGUCCACAGAGAUUGGACUUGGACCAGAGAGAUAGCAACACCGAGAUAGGACCAGGACCACGCGAUAGGACCAGGAUCACAGAGCUAGGACAACCGAGAUAGGACCCCCGAGACAGGACCAGGACCACAGAGAUAGGACCAUCGAGACAGGACCAGGACCACAGAGAUAGGACCACCGAGACAGGACCAGGACCACCGAGAUACUGGACCACCGAGACAGGACCAGGACCACAGAGAUAGGACCACCGAGACAGGACCAGGACCACAGAGAUAGGACCACCGAGACAGGACCAGGACCACAGAGAUAGGCGCACCGAGACAGGACCAGGACCAGAUUUUUCUCCUCUGGAGGUUCUGGAGACUUCAGGUCUUUUGGUUUAAAACGAGACGUUUGCUUUCUAAACUCUUUGAGGACGUGGCCGGGCGGCACAACCAUGAGGAGCUCCCGGUCCGACCAGUGGUCCGAGGCGGUGGUCCGGCCCCGGACUACGGAGUCCCGGGUGGCGGUCCACAGGCGGCUGGUGCUGGUCUUCGCCCUGUCCCUGGUCACCCUGCUCACCGUGACGGGCGUGGCUGUGCUGCUCAGCCUGCGGGCCGACGACUGCAGUGGUCCAGACGGGGAGGGGACCCGGGCCGGGGCGGGGCCGAGGGCCGAGGGGGGCCGGGGGAACGGCAGCCGGGGGGAGAGGGGGGGGGAUGAGGAGGAGCGGCCCUGGAGGCGGAGCCGGCUGCCCGGCAGUCUGCUGCCCCGGCAUUACGACCUGGACCUGCACGUCCACAUGGACAACUUCACCUUCACCGGAGAGGUCAGCAUCCGGUUGGACUGUGUCAACGCCACCAAGUACAUCGUGCUGCACGCCGACCGCCUGGAGGUGAGCUCUGUGUCAGUUUGGUCAGGAAGCUCCGCCUCCAGGUCAGCCAGCCGAGGAGUGGGUGGGGCCGCACGCGUCCUCAGACAUUUCAGCGUCCCAGCCAAUCAGAUGUAUGUGUUGGCGCUGCACCGGGAGCUGCGACCAAUGAGAACGUACCGUGUGAACAUCACAUUUCAGGCGGUCAUUGAGAACGACCUGCUUGGAUUCUACAGGAGCUCCUACCUGCAGGACCAGGAGAAACGGUACUUGGCUGUCACUCAGUUCAGUCCGGUUCAUGCCAGGAAGGCCUUUCCGUGUUUUGAUGAGCCGGUCUUCAAGGCGACCUUCUCUCUCUCUCUGCACCAUGACCCACAAUACACCUCUCUAUCCAACAUGCCCGUAGAGAGCAGCUCAUUGGCUGAGGACGGGUGGCUGACCAAUCGGUUCGCUCAAACACCGCGUAUGUCCACGUACUACCUGGCCUGGAGUGUGUGUAACUUCACCUACCGAGAGACACACACCGAGACCGGAGUGACGGUGCGCCUGUAUGCACGGCCGGAUGCUAUAGCCAGCGGCGCCGGUGACUACGCUCUUCAGAUCACCAGAAGACUGCUGGGAUUCUACCAGCAGUAUUUCAAUGUCAAGUACUCCCUGCCCAAAUUAGAUCUCCUAGCGGUCCCUAAACAUCCGUACGCCGCCAUGGAGAACUGGGGCCUCAGUAUCUUCGUGGAGCAGAAGCUCCUCUUGGAUGCGGAGGUGUCGUCCUCGUCCUAUCAGAUGGAGCUCACCAUGGUGGUCGUCCAUGAGAUCUGUCACCAGUGGUUCGGAGACCUGGUGACGCCUAUGUGGUGGGAGGAUGUUUGGCUGAAGGAAGGAUUCGCUCACUUCUUCGAAUACGUCGGAACGGAUUUCCUGUUUCCCAAGUGGAACAUGGAGAAACAGCGUUUUCUGACAGAUGUCCUUCAUGAGGUGAUGCUAUUGGACGGCCUGAGCUCCUCCCACCCCAUCUCCCAGGAAGUAACUGAGGCCACAGACAUCGAUAGAGUGUUUGACCUGAUCGCAUACAAGAAGGGGGCCGCCCUGAUCAGAAUGCUGGCCAGUGUCAUGGGACAACAGCUCUUCCAGAGGGGCCUCAACGACUACCUGACAACUCACAUGUACAGCAACGCUGCAAGGAACGACCUCUGGAACAAGCUGACUCAGGCCAUGCAGUCCGCAGGACGGGACAUUGACGUCAGGGAAAUGAUGGACAGGUGGACUCUACAAAUGGGUUACCCAGUAGUCACCAUCGUUAGGAGCCAAUCAGAUGAGAUCCUCAACAGUGACAUCAUCAUCAGUCAAGAGCACUUCCUGUAUUCACAAGAAACGGGUCAGAAAAACGAAAGUUACCAGUGGUUGAUCCCCUUAACAGUUGCCAUGGGCAACGUCACCGUUAUUUCUCAAGAAAGUCUCAUCUGGAUCAAUAACAAGACCGAGAUCCACAGACUGGGUGAGAUUGAUGAUGACAGCUGGUUGCUUGGCAACAUCGACCAGACGGGUUAUUAUCGCGUGAACUACGACCUCAACAACUGGAGACUUCUGACCCAGCAACUACAGACCGACCACCAGAUCAUUUCUGUGGGAAACAGGGCAGGGCUCAUCGAUGACGCAUUCAACUUGGCCAGGGCGGGGCUCCUCCCCCAGGACAUUCCUCUGCAGCUGAUUGGCUACCUGCCCGGUGAACACUCCUUCCUGCCCUGGCAUGCGGCCAGCAGAGUCCUCUACCAGCUGGACAGACUGCUGGACCGCACCGAGAACUACAGCGUGUUCAGCGACUAUGUGUUACAGCAGGUGUCGUCCCGGUACCACAGGAUGGGCUGGCCAAGCCCUGUAACCACAGCAACCGUAAUGCAGGCAUCCUAUCAAACGGAGGAGCUGCAGAGGGAGCUCAUCAUGCUAGCUUGCAGCUUCGGAAAUAAACAUUGUCACCGGCAGGCCGUCGCCCUGAUCUCUGACUGGAUCUCCAGCAACAAGAACAGGAUCCCCCCUAACGUCCGGGACAUGGUGUACUGCACGGGGGUGAGCCUGAUGGACGAGGACGUGUGGGAGUUCAUCUGGAUGAAGUUCCACUCCUCACGAGCCGUCUCAGAGAAGAAGGUUCUGCUGGAGGCCCUCACCUGCUCCGACAACAGCUUCCUGCUCAGCAGGUUACUGAACCUGUCACUCAGCUCAGAGCUUGUUCCAGAGCAGGACCUGAUCGAUGUCAUCAUCCACGUCGGACGCAACCCUCACGGACGCCACCUGGCCUGGAGCUUCUUCAGGGACAAGUGGACCCUUCUCAACUCACGCUAUGGGGAAGCCUUGUUUCUAAACUCUAAGCUGAUUGGAGGAGUCACAGAAUACCUGAACACUGAGGAUGAACUCAAUGAGUUGAAAGAAUUCCAUGCCAGUGAGGGGGGGGGUCCAGCGAUGUCCCGGGCGCUGGAGGUCGUCGAGGGCAACGUGAGAUGGCACCGCCUCCACCAGCGACACCUUUACCAAUGGCUGCGCAAAGCUUACGAUAAUACUGCCCACGGAUAUUAGCUCCCCUGAGCUACUGUUAGCUUACAGCUGCAGUCCAAUAAAGCAGGGAGUUGCUCCUUGAAUGUUUCAGUUGUCUGCAGCUGUCGCUAGCUAGCUAGCUCAUCAAGUUAGCAUCCCCCCAGCAGAGGUCUGCAGCUGUAGCACAAAUGCUGCUAAGAAAACAAAAAUCCAACGCUAUCCACACAGGCUAGCUGAAAGCUCAGCCAUUGCAUGGCCGGACAGCCAACCUUUAGCCCCACGGAUAUGAACUUUGACCUUUGACCUUAUUUUACUGUUCAUUCAGCUUGUCGAAUCUUUAGAGAUUCGUAAUGAAGGAGACGGGUUCUUCUCCCCUAAAGGAAGCAAGAGGUGGAGGAUUAUACUCCAGCAGAACUACUUGUUCCUGCUUCAGUAGUCGCAGAACAAACUACUCAGGACAAUGGAUGUUUUUUAGAAACCCAACAGAACAAAAUGUGGAAAUACGAGGAGAGGAUUCCACAGAGGAUCUUAACCUGAACCAACCGUAACUUAAACUUUAACCAACCUUAACCUAAACAUGAAUCAAACCUAUCCUGAGAAAGUCUCCGGCAACCAGAACACCUCCUAACCAUCUCCCUCUCUGACCUUGAUAUACAAAUCUCUUGAACACUACAGUACCAUAGGACUCGAUAUCUAACUCUAGAACACUACAAUACCAAAGGACUGGAUAUCUAGUCCUCUAGACCAUCAUAGGACUGGAUAUAUAGCCCUCUAGACUAUCAUAGGACUGGAUAUAUAGCCCUCUAGAACUCUACAGUACCAUAGGAAUGGAUAUCUAACCCUCUAGAACACUACAGUACCAUAGCAAUGGAUAUCUAGCCCUAUAGAACACUGCACUAUCAUAGAACUGGACGUCUUAGCGUGUCCUCAGUCCUCUAUAUUCAGCCAAUAAGCUGGCUCAAUCGGGGUGACCAACCUGCCCUAAUAAGGUCAGACCUUGGAGUUACUGUUCAACCCUGUAUGACAUGUGGUUACCAUGGUGAUGCUGGAAAGGUAAAUGUGCGUCGAACUGUCUCUUGAACUAUUCAUGUGACUGGGCCUACCGACUAUAAGUCUUCAGUGAACUAUAUCAUAAGGAUAUGAACCGUUGUGAUGUGAAUAGACACUCAUUUAAAAUACUUUAUGUAAAUAUAUUUACUGCCUGCAACUAAAGAGAAAUUGUGAUGUACUUUUGAUGAUGACAGUCACACACUCCCAAACAGGGGAGAUGAGGUUAUAUCGUGGUCAUCAAGACUCAAGUCCACGUAAAACCAGUGAAUCAAGGAGCUCGAAGCGGUGGUAAUCUGAGACUGCCGUGAUGACGACCCACAGCCCAGUUACACUCUAUAAACUAGACAAUGUCGACGUGUACUUGAGUAUGUAAGCCGUAUUAAACACAGUGACAAUCAUAAUAAUAUAUAAUAGUUAAUAUUAUUUUUCCUACUUGAACUAUA